This is a messenger RNA of Chelonoidis abingdonii (Abingdon island giant tortoise), 2545 nucleotides long. It is a transcript of the gene LMBRD2, whose product is annotated as LMBR1 domain containing 2. Gene Ontology annotation, cellular component: membrane. The record is from RefSeq and is a predicted model, not a curated record. Gene Ontology annotation, biological process: adrenergic receptor signaling pathway. NCBI's taxonomy places the organism in Eukaryota, Metazoa, Chordata, Testudines, Testudinidae.
UAUAGGACGGCGAGGGAUUGGCCAAAGGGAAAUGUCAGCAGCUGGGGAACCGGCUGCCCUAGUCGCGGUGACACGGAGAGAGCCGGGCCCCAGGAGAACUGUCGGCGGUUGUUGUGGCGCAGUUUGAAACCCCGCUUCGGACCUGGGCCGUCGGUCGCUGAGCCAGGCGCCCGGGGCAGCAGCCGCAGCCGGGGGAGGAUGGAGACAGACAGAAUCUGGCCGUGGCUCCGGUGCUGAGACAGUGGCUAAGCCCCAGUUAUGAUCCAAGUGAGCUGCAUUGGCUGGUUAGAGUGAAUAUAUAAUAAUGAGUGGAGCAGCUUUGGGUAUCGAGAUAAUAUUUGUCUUUUUUCUGGCUUUAUUCAUACUUCAUCGGUAUGGAGACUUCAAGAAACAACAUAGACUUGUGAUCAUAGCAACACUGCUGGCUUGGUAUCUCUGCUUUCUUAUAGUAUUUAUAUUGCCUCUGGAUGUUAGUACGACUAUAUACAAUCGAUGCAAACUUGCUGUUAACUCCAGCCCGCCAGAAAGCAGCAGUAACAUCAUCAUCAUCAAUGGAUCUUACCCUAGUUCUGCUCCAAGAAAACAUAUAUGUUCGAAACCAUGGAGUUAUAUCCCUGAUGGAAUUAUGCCAAUCUUUUGGCGUGUAGUAUACUGGACAUCACAAUUCUUAACUUGGAUACUCUUACCUUUCAUGCAGUCGUAUGCUAGAUCAGGAGGGUUCUCCAUUACUGGAAAGAUUAAAACUGCAUUGAUUGAGAAUGCAAUCUAUUAUGGCACUUACUUGCUGAUUUUUGGAGCAUUUUUAAUAUACGUGGCUGUAAAUCCAAAUUUCAAUCUACAAUGGAACCAGCUUCAGACAAUUGGGAUAGCAGCUGCCAACACAUGGGGUCUUUUCCUUCUUGUGUUGUUGUUGGGGUAUGGUUUGGUGGAAAUUCCACGUUCUCACUGGAAUGGAGCAAAAAGGGGGUACCUUCUUAUGAAGACUUAUUUCAAGGUUGCCAAACUGAUGACUGAAAAAGCAGAUGCAGAGGAGAGCUUAGAGGAUAUUAUGGAGGAGGUCCGUAAAGUGAAUGAGAGUAUCAAGUAUAAUCACCCUUUGAGAAAAUGUGUUGAUACCAUAUUGAAAAAGUGUCCUACUGAAUACCAGGAAAGAAUGGGUAGGAACAUGGAUGACUAUGAAGACUUUGAUGACAGGCAAAACAACUAUCCAAGUGAGAAAAGUCUGGUCAAACUUCACAAACAGGUAAUUUAUUCAGUUCAGAGACACCGUCGUACGCAGGUGCAGUGGCGAAUUCUUUUAGAACAAGCAUUCUACUUGGAGGAUGUGGCGAAAAAUGAAACCAGUGCAACUCGUCAGUUUGUUCAUACUUUUCAGUUCCAAGAAUCUGAAAACAGAAUUAACCGAUAUUUCUACACACCAACUGUUGAAUGGUACUGGGAAUGUCUCCUUCGGCCAUGGUUUUACAGAAUUCUUGCUGUUGUUUUGGCCACAUUCUCUGUAAUUGUUGUGUGGUCAGAGUGCACAUUUUUCAGCACUAAACCAGUUCUGUCCUUGUUUGCUGUCUUCAUACAACUGGCAGAAAGAACGUACAACUAUAUGUGCAUAGAGAUGGCUUGCUUCCUUACUAUCUUCUUCUUAAGUAUCUGUGUUUACUCAACUGUCUUCAGGAUUCGUGUAUUUAAUUAUUAUUAUUUAGCUUCGCACCAUCAGACUGAUGCAUACAGUCUCCUUUUCAGUGGCAUGUUAUUCUGCCGUUUAACUCCUCCGCUGUGUCUGAAUUUCUUGGGUUUGACUCACAUGGAUUCAUCAAUCUCUCACAAAAACACUCAGGCAACUGCAUAUACAUCAAUAAUGGGCUCCAUGAGAGUGUUGUCUUUCAUUGCAGAUGGGUUUUAUAUAUAUUAUCCCAUGCUGGUUGUCAUUCUCUGUAUUGCCACUUACUUCAGCUUAGGAACUCGUUGUUUGAAUCUGCUGGGGUUCCAACAGUUCAUGGGAGACAAUGAAAUGACCUCUGACUUUAUUGAUGAAGGAAAGGAGUUAAUAAGAAGAGAGAAAAGAAAACGGCAAAGGCAGGAAGAAGGUGAAAAUAGAAGAAGGGAAUGGAAAGAGCGAUAUGGAAACAGCCGAGAAGAUUCCACUAGAAAUAGAAAUGUUCACUCAGACCAAAAAGAAUCUAGUUUCUCAGAGACCAACGCAAGCAGACCCGUGUCUAAGUAUAUCAGGUCAAAUGGCAGGACCGAAAGGGAUAGAAUAGAACUCCUCCAAGAUGCGGAACCUUUGGAUUUUAAUGCGGAUUCAGUUAGUGAUGAUCCUCUUGAUCAUCCUCUUGACUCAGGAAGGUAUCAGCCUGGUGGAAGGUAUUUAUCAAUGUCACGAAGCCGAAUAUUUGAUGAUGUCUAAUCCCUUCAUAGCUUAUGAAAACUUAAUAGAAAUCAAAGUCUGCUACUCUUUAUUUGAAAAACACUGUAACAUUUCUGAACCAAAAAAGACCUUUUCUUUAAUAAAAAAAAUUGUGGAAAAUAAAGGAACAAUAAUAGUUAGAAA